AUGGAAACCAACCGUUGCCGGGAGCUGACCUGUGCGCGCGGGAAACAGCUGGUGGACUCCAGGUGCGAGUCAAAGGUCAAGGUCGCUAACGGCCUGGCCUAUGAGGUCAGCCUCACUCUGACCGGCGCUGUGAGCGAGAAGCAGACGGCCAAGAUGACCCAGGACAUUUUCCCGGGGACUGACAGAGACAGUGACGUCAAUGAGAUAUCGCAACAAGUGAAGGGCCACUUCUUGUUCCUCCUCUUCAACAAAACCUUCCGAGAUUUCUCCAGCGACACCCUCCUCACCUACGGCAAAUCUCACAACUUCUCAGAAACCACCACUACCACCACCACCACCACCACCACCAACAACAACAACAACAGCACCACUACCACCACCACCGCCACCAAAAAAACCUCCACCUUCUCCGUGUCAUUCUACGCCAAACUCCUUCUGCAACAUUCCGUGGUCGUGCAAGACUUCGAGUCCAAACUGUUGGCCAUAACGGACAACCGCACAUGGACCAUAAACGUGAAUGGAGUGCCGCUUGACCUGUGGUCAAGCUACAACAUCCCUCCGGCUGGUCAACUCCUCAAGAAUCUGGCUCCACCUAAUGACGUCACAUACCGCCCUGUAAAAGACGGGGUCUCACCACUCCCUGCAUCGCCUAACGUAGAACCGACACAUUAUUAUUAUUAUCAUAAUUCUCCUUAUUCUCCUAAUUCUCGUAAUUUUCCCGCAAGGAAUCGUUUUGACCUCAGCUUUAACGACGAGACGACUUCUGAUGAUAAUACUGGUGACGAUGAUGACGAGAAGGAAGGGAUGGCGUUUAUUCUAGUGAAGAGAGCGCUCCAGUGUCCUCGUUUGACCUUUAACCUGUCAGAGAGUGCAGAGGUCGAGUUGAUCGCCGUCAACUCUUCAGCUGACGAGAAAGGCGGGCAGACGACGACGACGUACGAAUUACGUCACACCGGAAGUGGGGAGACCUUUUCUCUGCAAGACUUUUACAUGAGCGAAGAGCGCGGGGAAACGUCUGUCGUUGUUUAUUUAUGCGCGGACGCCUUUCUGAAGUACCUCCCCACUGUGAAGACGACGAACAACGUUACGAGUAUAGAUCUAUUCGGCGUAGGCUUAGUCGUAACUUCCUACGUCUGUCUGGGUCUUUCUAUUCUAACCCUAAGCCUAACCCUACUCACGUACGGACUCUUCGCCUCGCUGAGAACGCUACCUGGCAAAGCCACUAUGGGCUUCUCUAGCACGCUAUUGGCUGCUAUUAUUCUGUUUCUGAUUGGAGGCUUCCUCGAUGACGUCACAGUUCUCUGCGAAGUAGUAGGCGUGGCCACACACUUCUUCCUCCUAUCAGCGUUCACCUGGAUGGUCAUAUGCACCGCCCACAUGUACUACGUGUUCACAAAGCUGCUAGAACACAAGGUCGCCGAACACGAAACAAAAUCCAGAUUCCUUGUCUACGUUCUCAUCAGUUUUCUCAUCCCUGCCGUCAUCGUUUCGUUGACGAUAACGUGCAACAGCAUCUACCAGGCAAGUAAAGACAACGACGACAACAACAGCACCGAUAUCAGGAGUGAUGGUGACGGUAACCGUUUCGUGACGUGUGACGCCCCGACAGACUGGAUCGGCUACGGAGCUGGGAUCUGUUAUCUGUCUAACAAGCUCAGUCUUCUGUUGGCGGGUGUCCUGCCCAUCGUCUUGGCUUGUGUCAUCAAUUUGGGGGUAUUCUUUCGAGCCAUGAUGGCGCUGCGCAGUAUGACGUCACAGCAGAAGUUGGUGAGGAAGGAGGCGACCAACAGCUUAUUGAUUUACGUCAAGCUUUCUUCUCUCACAGGUUUGAACUGGCUGCCGUGUAUGAUCGCUGUGUUUGUGUCUAACGUCGUCCUCUGGUACUUGUUCCUGAUUCUCUGCGGGCUGCAGGGCGUCUAUGUAUUCGCCGCCUUCUGCCUCAACAAGCGAGUCCUCGCCUUGUACCGACAGAGAUUCGAGCCUCGGCGCUCCCGCAAAGACGCCAAAAAGUACGCCCGACCCGCGACCCAGGGGUCAGAGGGCAAACCGGACCAACGCAUGCUCAAAGAGGGGACCGACUCCUCCACACUGACCACACUGUCCAGCCACCUGGAUUCUUCAGAGUCAGAAGGGAAACCCGGGCGGCAGAAAUUGGUGGAGAAUACUCACAUUUAGGCGGAAUAUUGGGAAAUUGAAUGUUGUUGUGUGUGUGUGUG
Molecule: messenger RNA, 2216 nt
Organism: Aplysia californica (California sea hare)
Lineage: Eukaryota; Metazoa; Mollusca; Gastropoda; Aplysiida; Aplysiidae
Product: adhesion G-protein coupled receptor G2
Exons: 5
Coding region: 1-2175 (724 amino acids)
Biological process (GO): cell surface receptor signaling pathway; G protein-coupled receptor signaling pathway
Cellular component (GO): membrane
Molecular function (GO): G protein-coupled receptor activity
Source: RefSeq, a predicted model, not a curated record